Messenger RNA from Mycena indigotica, 465 nucleotides. RefSeq names its product NAD(P)-binding protein. The record is from RefSeq and is a predicted model, not a curated record. NCBI's taxonomy places the organism in Eukaryota, Fungi, Basidiomycota, Agaricomycetes, Agaricales, Mycenaceae. The transcript has a single exon. The coding region runs from base 1 to 465 and encodes 154 amino acids.
AUGACGAGGUCCCACGUCACGUCAUUUUUUUUUGCCUUCAGCCGUCAUGCCCACUCUCGCACAAGCUCUCAAACUCAACGCUGCAUUUGCAUCCAAGCACGCUCGCCUCAAACCCAGGCCCAGCUGCUCGCCCACCACACUCAGGGCAACGCCCAUAUCCUCCUCGCAGGGCGUAACGCUGACGCUGCGAUCGAUUCGUUCCCCAAAGUCGCCAACCACCAUCACGAGUUCCUCCCCUGCGACGUGUCGCUCAUGGGCAACGUUCACGAUGCGUGCGCUACGCUGCUUGUGCGGCAACACACGGACCUCCCCCGCCUGAACUUCCUUGUCCUCUCCCCGGGCUUCUUCCCCGUGUUCGGCAGCCGCGAACCCACGGCCGAAGGCAUCGAUAACAAUGCUGCUGCGGGCCGGCGAGCCGGCGCAUGUCUACUCGGUGCUUGGUGCGGGGACGGGCAGCAGCAUUGA